AUGUUGAAUAUUUGGUAUAAAGAUGUUUAUGUCCAACCACCCUUGUUGAAAUUAGCGCGUCAUAGAAUUGGCAUCGCUGAGAGCGGACUCAAAGUGGUGAGGAGAGAGCCGCCGGAAACGCCGCGGACCGUCAGCCAAACCCACGAGCUCGUCAGCCCCAUCAAUGGCGUCAGCAACAGUUCCCUCGAAUUCAGUCAUGACCUCUACAACCUCUCGCCUGCCGCCAACGGCAAUGGGCGCGUGGUUGGGACGGGGAGGCACGGGCUGCCCAAAAUUCAGACGGAGAAGAAGGACAACGAGAUAUGCAUCGACGACAGCACCCCACCUGUUAGGGCCCAGACGAUCGACGAGCUCCAUUCCCUCCAGAAGAAGAAAUCAGCGCCUACUACGCCCGUCAAACCCCUUUCUUCCAAGGAGCAGCUCCAGUCUAUCAGCGCCUCAUUGGCUUCGAUGACGAGAGAGAGCGGUCCCAAAGUGGUGAGGGGAGACCCAGCAGAAGCGCCGCGGAUCGUGGGCCAAAGCCAGCCGCAGCAUGUCAGCCCCUCCAUUGGCAUUAGCGACAGUUCCCUCAAAUUUACUCAUGUCCUCUAUAACCUCUCGCCUGCUGAGCUAUACGAGCAGGCCAUUAGGUACGAGAAAGGAUCCUUCAUUACUUCCAGUGGCGCCAUCGCGACACUUUCCGGUGCAAAGACCGGCCGUUCCCCAAAGGACAAACGUGUCGUGAGAGAUGAAACGACUGAGGAUGAUCUUUGGUGGGGAAAGGGUUCUCCGAAUAUUGAGAUGGACGAGCACGCUUUCAUGGUUAACAGAGAAAGAGCGGUCGAUUACUUGAACUCCUUGGACAAGGUCUUUGUUAACGAUCAAUUCCUGAACUGGGACCCGCAGCAUCGCAUCAAAGUCAGGAUCGUCUCGGCCAGGGCCUACCAUUCUCUGUUCAUGCAUAACAUGUGUAUCCGGCCAACGCCCGAGGAGCUGGAGAACUUCGGGACCCCCGACUUCACGAUCUACAAUGCUGGGAAGUUCCCAUGUAACCGGUACACCCACUACAUGACGUCCUCCACCAGCGUAGACCUAAACCUGGGGAGGCGUGAAAUGGUCAUCCUUGGCACUCAGUAUGCGGGUGAGAUGAAGAAGGGCCUUUUUAGCGUCAUGCACUACCUCAUGCCCAAGCGCCAGAUCCUCUCCCUCCACUCAGGCUGCAACAUGGGGAAACAAGGGGACUGGUCGGACAAGAACGCUUACAAGGAGACGCUGCUGAAAUUGGCUGGGCUGUUCCAGAACAACUUUGGAGGGUUUGUGGCUCACAAGAUUGGAAAGGACGACAAGUUGACUGAUGAAAUCCUUGCUGCAGGUCCGGUUUUCUGA
Messenger RNA from Striga hermonthica, 1365 nucleotides. NCBI's taxonomy places the organism in Eukaryota, Viridiplantae, Streptophyta, Magnoliopsida, Lamiales, Orobanchaceae. The record is from the annotation of a GenBank genome assembly.